Haliotis rubra (blacklip abalone) is the source of this 429-nucleotide messenger RNA. RefSeq lists its product as uncharacterized. Bases 118 to 429 code for a protein of 103 amino acids. The record is from RefSeq and is a predicted model, not a curated record. The transcript has 3 exons. Lineage: Eukaryota; Metazoa; Mollusca; Gastropoda; Lepetellida; Haliotidae.
CAGAAUGUAAAAUUCUACAAUUUUACUGACGCGGCAACACUCACAUCAAGAUCUGGGGAAUUCAAGGAAUCAUAUGUGAUUCUGAGCACGCAGCCAAACAAGAUUACGACUGUUAGAAUGCCAAGCAACUACCCCACUCUGAGGAAUGGGUUCAGCAUGGCUACGAGUGUUAACUUCACAGUGGAUGGUACCAUGCGUUUUGGAACAAACACAAAAAUCCUGUCAACAACGCCAUUUGACUUCGAUGGAGAAGUUAUUGAAUCAUAUUACAACCCACCAAUAAUGACCAUCACAGAAGCCCUAAGUGCUCCAGUAAACACACGUUUAUCGAUCAUCGGGAAAGUUAUCCAGUCCUAUCCCAGAUCUACUACUGGAGUUAGGAAAAAGAGUCAUCCAUUUGACACAGGACGAGGAACGGAUCACAGUUAA